AGGGUCCAUUUCAAACGGAUAAAUCCUUAUUGUAACCCGGAACGGAAUGUUCUGGAACGGCAGCUGUUCCGAAACAGCUUCUUAGUACAGAGAAAUCGGGUAAAAUGACUUCACGCCUAAGUCGAAUGUGGCCCAUCCUCGCCCGGGUUCGUUUGAGCUCGGUGCUCGGAAGUCGCUGUGUGUCACAGACGCCGAAAUCCAACGCGUCCGGCGCGGCGACGGCGUCCGAUCUGCAGCCCGUGUCUCCCGCUGCUCAGGACAUUCAUGGACACGCAGAGGUCAGCCCGUUUGAGAAGAAUCCAGAUUUCCAUGGCUUCCAUCAUCAGGACUCGUUUGUGGAUGAAUGGAACAUGAGGUUGGCAUUUUUCUUUGGCAUCUCAGUGGCCAUUGUUAUCGGAGGCACUUUCAUCCAUUACUUACCAGAUCACGGUAUGAGGCAGUGGGCUCGCCGGGAAGCUGAGAGGUUGAUCAAACAGAGGGAAGCUUACGGUCUUCCCCUCAUGACUGAAAACUAUUACGACCCCAGCAAGAUUAUUCUUCCCUCAUCUGGAGAGGAGUAGACAAUAUUCUGUCAAUAAAUAUCCUGUUAAUUAGUGUUUGAUUGUACAUUUGACUCUCCUCAACUGUUAUAAUAAAAAUAUAUAUGUUAUAACAUAGUGGUAUGUAAUAACUUAUACUUGCAGAAACCAGUAGAAUUAACUUUGUGUUUGCAAACAAAUGGGCACAAUAAAGUUGGAAGGAAUGGACGUUUAGUUGAUAAA
This is a messenger RNA of Myxocyprinus asiaticus (Chinese sucker), 761 nucleotides long. It is a transcript of the gene ndufb11, whose product is annotated as NADH:ubiquinone oxidoreductase subunit B11. The transcript has 3 exons. The record is from RefSeq and is a predicted model, not a curated record. NCBI's taxonomy places the organism in Eukaryota, Metazoa, Chordata, Actinopteri, Cypriniformes, Catostomidae. Bases 105 to 560 code for a protein of 151 amino acids.